Messenger RNA from Lachancea dasiensis, 594 nucleotides. The record is from the annotation of a GenBank genome assembly. NCBI's taxonomy places the organism in Eukaryota, Fungi, Ascomycota, Saccharomycetes, Saccharomycetales, Saccharomycetaceae.
AUGUCUGAUCCCACACUAAGUCUUGAAGAUGCUCAAAGACUGAUAUUGAGCUUGGAAAGACAGCUGGAGGAACUUGGAAGUACUAGUCAUGAGUACGAGCUGGAACUUGAAGGGGUUAUCAAGAAUUUGGAGUCUCAAUUAAACGAGAAAGACGAGAUGCUCGGAGCUGCAAAAGCUUCCAAGAACCUCCGUGAGCAGGUUACUACCUUAGAAAUCAGAACGGAUGAAUUGGAAAGUGAAAACCGGACUUUACGACAUCAAUUGCGACAGAUGGAGAUUGAAAAUGGUAACAUUUUGGAACAGAAUAUUCUUCUCCAGCAUGAACUCAGCGAUUUUCAAGACAGCUUGAAGGGAAGGGAUCAUCUGGCUAAUGGUACUUUCUCACAGACACUUCCGAAGAUAGUGAGUGAAAAUGCGAGAAUCAAAGAGCCUCAGGUAAUGUCCGUGACACCACCCAAGAGAGCUGAAAACCAAAACGUUCUUAAAGUAAGCUCUGACCAUUCAUCCCUUAGAUUGUCCUCAUUGGAAACCAAUACAGACCGGGUGACUUUCGUCAGCAAUAAAAGUGUGGUUUCAACAACUGGGUUUAAAUGA